AAAUGAUAAAUUUAUCUGACAGAGAAAAAGCAUUGAUUGAAGAGAUAUGUGCUAAAAAUACAAAGUCAAAUAAAAAGAUUAAUCAAGAAUAGGGAAGUCAAAAAUUAGUCAGUCAAUCAAGUACAAAAAUUUUAGUUUCCAGAUUAGAACGUAAAUUGAAUGAAGUAUUUAUGUAUUGUAAAAAUAGACAUUACAAGAAGUUGAUGAUCAAAACACUGGAUAAAUAAAUUUCUAACAAUUAGGACGAUUAUUUACAUUGUUAGAUAUAUUCUAAGCUAUCUCAUACAAUUAAGAUUAUCAGUUAGAGCCUUAAGGACUUAAUAAUCCUAUGCAAAAGUAAUUUAAAUUCAUUAAAAUAGAUAAUAAGAGGAAGACUUACAUGAGAAAGCAUUUGCAAUCAUUUCAAACUUAGAAGAAAAAGCAGAUAUAUAGGCAGCCUUUUGUUUAUUUAGAGUUAUUUUAGAUCCUAAUUAAUUGGAACCAUCUAAAUGUGCUAUUUUGAUAAAAGAGUAUUUAGAGAAGAUUUCUGAGAAAGAAAUUGAUUAUGAAUCAAUAUUAAGAUUUUGCUCUGAAUUUUAAGCAUAUUAAAAAACUAGAUUGUCUGGAGCUAAAAUAGGUUAUUUAAAAGCAUCCCUAGCAUAAAAUUUAAUUGAAACUUAUGAAAAAACUUUAACUUUCAAACCAUCAAUAAAUCCUAUAAGUGAAGCUUUAUAAUAAUAAUCAGGAAAAAAAGAAAAUUAAGAAUAAUCAUCAUAAUUUUCAGCAGGAUUAGGUGAAAGUAGAGUAAAUGAACUCUAUAGAAAAAAAGAGCUUUCAAAUUAAAAGAUAGAAUAUCUCAAAUAAGAAAAACUUAUGAAGGAUAUGUAAGAAUGUACAUUUAAGCCAUAAAUUAUAUCAAAAAAAGAAUUACCAAAUGUAGUCGAUAGAUUAUAUUAAGUAAAGAAUAGAUAAGAAAUAGAAGAGAGAGUAAAAUUGGCUGAACAAGAAAAAGAAGAAUCAGAAUAUAGCAAAUGUUCUUUUCAUCCAUAAAUUAAUUAUUAAAUGCCUGAAACUUAAUCUACUGGAAUAGGAGGAUAUUGGGAAGCUAUAGAAAGAAUUAGAAGAGCUAAUGAUAGAAAACAUUUAAAAGAUUUAAAAUUGAAUCAUAAACCUAGUGGAGAAAACUAUGAGAAAUAUAAAAAUUAACCAUUUUCACCUCCAGAAAUGUUAUAAAGAAGAUAAUGUAAAAAAGAAUUACCGAUACUUUAUAUUGAUAUUAAAUUGGGACCCAGAAAAGUAGGAAGAUUAGCAUUGAGAAAGAAUGAUGAUGUUGAAGAAGUAGUUUAAUCAUUCUGUAAGGUUUGGGGAGUAGGAUAAUAAGAUUAUGAAUUAUUAGUCAAUCAAGUUAAAGAAAAUCUUCAAAAGUAAUCAUCAUUUAUAUUAUUUUAGUGUCAUUCAAGAAACAGAAGAAUCCCAAAUUUGAUUAUGAAUAUGG
Paramecium sonneborni is the source of this 1474-nucleotide messenger RNA. The record is from the annotation of a GenBank genome assembly. Lineage: Eukaryota; Ciliophora; Oligohymenophorea; Peniculida; Parameciidae.